AUGCGUGAAAACUGACGCACGCGCAUUGGGGAGUGUGGCCUUUGUGGCGGCGCGGGUCGGGCAUUGGGAAUAUUCCCGUGCUCUCGGUAAAGUGGAACAUUUAAAAUAUGCGGAGCGUUUCGCGUUUAGUCUUUUAUAAAAUCGGAGAGACUGGAUUUUGUCUGAUUUCUACCAUAAUGGAGACUAUACUGAAAGAACAACUGAUCUUUGCUGCACAGAAGACCUUAAGAAUAGGACAAAAGAAGAAUUUUUCUGCAUCACGUUGCUUGGGUCUCUUUGCUGAGAUCCUAGCUGUAGAUUCGGAAUUGAAGCCUGCUUUCCUGUUUGAUUACAGUCUAGCAAAAUCUGAACAGGUCCAGAACUACAUCCAGGAGAUACAGAAGAUUGGGCUUUUUUCUCAGGAUUUACAUAUCCUCAGCAUGGAAGAAAACGUACUGAUAAUAAACUUAAACAAAACCAUAAGACAUUUGGAAAGAACAUUGCAAGAAAAUAGGGUUCCAAUCAUUGAUGUUUCUGCACAUAGGUCCAGCCCAAGCCUAGCUGAGACAUGCGUUAGUAAACAAGUGAAGGCCCAGUUGGAUCUACUUUUGAAGCAUCUGAAAUCCCAAGUAGUUCAAAAGGGAAGAUGUGAAUUAGGUGUUGUUAGUGCAAGUAAAAUUUUCUCUUCAGAGUGGAAUCUAUGUACAAUGUUUGGAUUUCUCCUUGGGUUCCCAGCUGCAUACUGGUUUGAUUUUAGCACAUCUUUUGAGAAUUGUUUGAGCAUGACUGAGCUUCGGGUUUUCUCUGUCUCUGCUUUUUGUCACCAAAUCACUAAAAACCUCAAGCAUCAAAUGUAUUCGUUCAGUAUUCCAGAAAUCCUUUACUUGGAGUUACAGAGCAUUGUAGCAUGUUGGAACAGAGAUCUUCAGUCAGACUUUAUCAAGCAGUCCAAUUUCUCUGAACUCAAUAUUUCCACAGAGAUCACCUGUCAGCCUGCAAUUACACUUUAAAUAUUGAGCAAAUGGAAUAUUGUCAUUUGCUAAUUAAUUCUAAGAAGCCAAAUACUGAGGAUGCUGGAAAUGAUGAAGUAAGAACAGAAAAUGCUGGAGGCAUUCAGCAGGUUAAACAGUAUCUGUGAAAUUCUGACAAAACAUUAUAAGACCUCUCUGGGAAUGCUGCCUGACCUGUUUAGUAUUUACUUCCACUUAAUGGCAAUUCAUUUUCUUGAAAGUGCAACAUUGCUUUGUGUUAGUCACAAAGCCUGCAUAAAUGCAAUGAUAGCUCAUGAAAUCAAAGUCUGUGAAACUUAUCAAUGUCCAAAGUCAAUUAAUAUAAUUACGAAAUUCAGCAAUAAAUAUUGUACCAGUUGAUUUGCUUUUUCAAUUGUACUCGACCUGUGCAACAAAGCAUAUAGUCUGCUUGAUAACUAGUAAAUGGAACAAAUAUUUGUGUUUUCAUAUUUGGCAAGCACUAGUACUGUUCAAAUUAUAUUUAUUGUUACUACAUUCUUGGUAUGUUGAUAGAAAAUACAUAUGAAGCAAAGCAUUUGUAUUACAUUUCUUACAGAUUGUCCAUUCAGAUGAGAAAUGAACGGGUACCUUUCUUAUGUCAUGUUUUUGAAUCUUCAUGAUUCAGCCUCUGCUGAAGUGAUUGAAGUGCAUGCUAAAUGCUGAUCAUUCUGUGGAUGAAACAAUUCUUAACAUAGUCCUCAAACAGCCUUGUUCCAUUUUCAGUCAAUGUCCCAUUAUUCUGAGGUGGUUGUCUAGAGUUUAUUGAGUUCUAGUUCCAUCUAUUGGCUCUUCCAAGGUUCCUUGAGAAGUUGGUGUACUUUCUUGAGCUCCUAAAUCUUUGAAGAGGUUCUCUGGAUUUGUCUUUUUUUAACAUCAGUAUUAACCCAUGUAUUUCUAUAGACAUAUUUCAACUACUUUCUUUUAAGAUUUCCAGCAGUUCAUGCAUUGAAAAGUAAAGAAGAGGCCAGUUCAGAAAUUCGUGGACUGUGCCACGUUACCAGAUGUUUUCUUUACUUGUUGUAACACAACAAUUGCAAUAGCAUCCACUGUUGCUUCCAAUUCCACUUACAUUGUUAUUGCAACUUGCCCAUUGAAAAGCCACUGAUGAAUUGGUAUUUCUCUGGUUCGCUGCCUGAAAGCAGGUCCUUUUCAGAAAAUACAUAUGAACUAUUUCUUGAACUGUAGCAAAAUGCUGUAUUUUGUUUUAUUGUAUGGGUGAAUGAUAGGUCCAGAGUAUACCUUAACCACAGCAAGAUUCAAAAGCCCAUCAGUUGGUGUUAAGUUGCUCCACACAUGAACUGAGCUAUAGGAAACCAGUGAUAUACCAGUCAGUAUCCCAAUACAACUUGAAUUAUUUUGUGUCAUGUCACCUCCAAAAUCAGCUUUUGUCUCAGAGUUACCAAUGAUGGCAUUAUGUACUGUACCUUAUACUGCAGUGGACAGGUAAAUCAAAAUAAAACACACACAUUUAUA
This is a messenger RNA of Chiloscyllium plagiosum (whitespotted bambooshark), 2462 nucleotides long. It is a transcript of the gene cunh1orf74, whose product is annotated as chromosome unknown C1orf74 homolog. Lineage: Eukaryota; Metazoa; Chordata; Chondrichthyes; Orectolobiformes; Hemiscylliidae. The record is from RefSeq and is a predicted model, not a curated record.